This is a messenger RNA of Australozyma saopauloensis, 552 nucleotides long. RefSeq lists its product as uncharacterized. NCBI's taxonomy places the organism in Eukaryota, Fungi, Ascomycota, Pichiomycetes, Serinales, Metschnikowiaceae. The record is from RefSeq and is a predicted model, not a curated record. Bases 1 to 552 code for a protein of 183 amino acids. The transcript has a single exon.
AUGAGAUACUCCAACAAAUUGAAAAAUAAUUCGCUUUCUGAUCCUCAAAUGUCUUCCAAUGGGGGUAUCGAGGCUCAUCAAUGGGUUGAUCGUACCUAUUUUUCAGAACUCUGCAAGAAACUUUUGCGUUCCAAAACCCAAAAAGAGAAGCAAUCUCGAACUGUGAAGUACGGUCAGUAUAGAGGCCAGCUAGAUGUCCGUGGGACGUUGUGCUACCACACCGAAUGCCAAAGAAAAGGCUAUGCCUGUUGCAGUCACUGCAAUUCUCUUCCGCACAAUCCAUCUCUGUUGAGGAAUAGUAUCACUUGUGCCAAUAGCGAGGGCUAUGCAUCUGGUAAUAUCAGUCGAAAAUCAAUUGACACCAAAUUAUCGCUUCUUUUGGUGGAGCUCCAAGAGUUGGCCGAUUAUGACCGGCGAAAUCUCGCAAGGCUGGUGGUGAAAGCAUCGUUGUCAAACCCCAUAAUUGUGAAUGAUGAAAAUGCUACUCCUGUGAAAAAACCAUAUCGUGUCAAUGGCCAGCGAAAAGCCGAUUCGCAAGCACGAGAGUGUUAG